Penicillium alfredii is the source of this 975-nucleotide messenger RNA. RefSeq names its product GTP cyclohydrolase I. The transcript has 4 exons. The record is from RefSeq and is a predicted model, not a curated record. Lineage: Eukaryota; Fungi; Ascomycota; Eurotiomycetes; Eurotiales; Aspergillaceae. Gene Ontology annotation, molecular function: zinc ion binding; GTP binding; GTP cyclohydrolase I activity. Bases 1 to 975 code for a protein of 324 amino acids. Gene Ontology annotation, cellular component: cytoplasm. Gene Ontology annotation, biological process: tetrahydrofolate biosynthetic process; tetrahydrobiopterin biosynthetic process.
AUGUCUGGCUCUCCACCUGACCCGAAACCGUCGGCGAUCCCCUCCUAUAUGCUGAACGGCAGCAAUCCGUUAUAUGCUCCUGGGGGAACUCACGAACGCGAGAGUCUUAAUUCCUCUAUUCGAUUUUCUCUUGCGCCCCUCAUCCCUAUUAAGUUCGACUUCCCCGUGGCAGAAUCUGGUCACGUUGAUAUCAGCGAAACUCUAGCAGUUCGCAGCCCGGUGGCCGCGCGUGGCCAGUCUAUAUUAAAUGCCCAGCCCCGCGACCCCGGAGAUGAAGGCCCAUUGACGCUUCCCGCGACCGUGAGCCGACCCGCCAGUCCCUACAUAUUGAACCCUCCGAUCGACUUUGACGGACUCAGUUGGCCUUGCCCUGGAACCCGACAGCGAUUGGAAUCGACACUCGAGGAGACCGAGAAUCGGCUCCAAAAGCUGGCGGGCGCCGUGCAGACGAUCCUGGAAUGUGUCGGCGAGGACCCGGAAAGAGACGGUCUUCUUGGAACCCCUGAGAGAUACGCCAAGGCCAUGCUUUUCUUCUCAAAAGGUUACGAGGAGAACGUUCGGGACUUGGUGAAUGGGGCGGUUUUCCACGAGGACCAUGACGAAUUAGUCAUUGUCAAGCAUAUUGAUGUUUUCUCCCUGUGCGAACAUCACAUGGUCCCCUUCGGCGGAAAGAUGCAUAUCGGUUACAUUCCGGAUCGCCGAGUGCUUGGACUAUCCAAAUUGGCUCGUCUGGCGGAGGUGUUCUCUCGCAGACUCCAGCUUCAGGAGCGUCUGACCAAGCAAGUUGCCCUGGCGAUCUCCGAGGUCCUCAAUCCUCGCGGUGUUGGUGUCGUCAUGGAAUCCGCGCAUCUAUGCAUGGUCAUGCGAGGUGUGCAGAAGGUCAGCAGCAACACCACCACUAGCUGUAUGCUGGGCUGCAUGCGCACGUGUGCCAAAUCCCGGGAAGAGUUCUUGACACUUUUGAACCGGGGAUGA